Coregonus sp. 'balchen' is the source of this 14451-nucleotide messenger RNA. The record is from the annotation of a GenBank genome assembly. Lineage: Eukaryota; Metazoa; Chordata; Actinopteri; Salmoniformes; Salmonidae.
AUGGAGAUCAAAGUAAGUGAUAUGACUGCAUCCCUUCCACUUUAUGUUGUAGUUUUCUAUUUUAAUUAUAACAAUGUAGGGUAGUAGAAAUGUGAGGGAUCAGGGAUGUGCUCUUUGGUCUUUUUAACAAUGUAUACUGUAGUAGUCGUCAUGUGGAGGCUGAAGCUUUGUUUUCAACAAUGUAUGGUAAUGUGAGUAUGUUUUCCAUUACGUUCCAUAGGAUUCACCUGUGAAGGGAGGUAUCUCUAUACUUCACACAGAGGAGAAUGGGAAACACCACUAUGAAGUGGAGAAGGUCCUCAAAUUCAAGAAAGAAGGACAAGGAGGAGGAGCCUUCGCCAGGUAAGCUCUGAUAACCUCUCUGUUUAUCUAUGAAGAAUUUGAAUAUACUUUAGGUUGCAACCUUUAAAAAAUAUGUUUCAUCAGGGGAGGGUUGGAGGAUUUGGAUAGAGGAGUUGAGAAAUAGUUGGGGGAAACAGGAGGGACUUCCCAUAUUGUAAAACUCCUUUAUGAUGUAAGAAAAUCGUUUUUGAUCUAAUGUCCAAUGAUUUUACAGUGGUGAGGUCACAGAGUGAUUUAAUUAGGUAAUUCCACCCCUGAAUGUAAUAAAAAAGCUGUAUUAUUUUUCUCCAGGUCUGUGUAGAUUGAACCACCAGGUCUGUGUAGAUUGAACCACCAGGUCUGUGUAGAUUGAACCACCAGGUCUGUGUAGAUUGAACCACCAGGUCUGUGCAGUGCCAGAUUAAGAAAUCAUAGGCCCCAGGGCUUUGCUUUUUUAUAGUUCCCCUUUUUAAAAAUCUGCCUUUUAAAAACGCAUUUCAUGCAAUUCUACAUCAUUUACAUGACAAAAGACAUUAGCUGAAUCUUUUUUAAUAACACACAAAUGACCGAAAUGAGUGGCUACUCUGACAGUGACAAACUGAGAUCAAUCUGGUCUUGAAUUCAAGCAAACAAUAGCCCAGGCCAAUGAAGCGACACAAAGAUUGUACAGUAUCAUGAGGCAGUGUACACUACCAGUCAAAAGUUUGGACACACCUACUCAUUCAAGGGUUUUUCUUUAUUGUUUCUAUUUUCUACAAUGUAGAAUAAUAGUGAAGACAUCAAAACUAUGAAAUAAUACAUAUGGAAUCAUGUAGUAAUCUAAAACGUGUUAAACAAAUCGACAUAUAUUGUAUAUUUGAUAUUCUUCAAAUAGCCACGCUUUGCCUUGAUGACAGCUUUGCACACUCUUGACAUUCUCUCAACCAGCUUCACCUGGAAUGCUUUUCCAACUGUCUUGAAGGCGUUCCCACAUAUGCUGAGCACUUGUUGGCUGCUUUUCUUUCACUCUGCCAUCCGACUCAUCCCAAACCAUCUCAAUUGGGUUGAGGUCGGGGGAUUGUGGAGGCCAGGUCAUCUGACAGCACUCCAUCACUCUCCUUCUUGGUAAAAUAGCCCUUACACAGCCUGGAUGUGUGUUGGGUCAUUGUCCUGUUGAAAAACAAAUGAUAGUCCCACUAAGCCCAAACCAGAUGGGAUGGCGUAUUGCUGCAGAAUGCUGUCGUAGCCAUGCUGGUUAAGUGUGCCUUGAAUUCUAAAUAAAUCACAGACAGUGUCAUCAGCAAAGCACCCCCCACACCAUAACAGCUCCUCAUCCAUGCUUUACGUGGGAACUGCACUUGAAGAAACGUUCAAAGUUCUUGACAUUUUCCGGAUUGACUGAACUUAAUGUCUUAAAGUAAUGAUUAACUCCCGAGUGGCACAGUGCUCUAAGGCACUGCAUCGCAGUGCUAGCUGUGCCACUAGAGAUCCUGGAUUGAAUCCAGGCUCUGUCGUAGCCGGCCGCGACCGGGAGACCCAUGGGGUGGCGCACAAUUGGCCCAGGGUAGGGGAGGGAAUGGCCGGCAGGGAUGUAGCUCAGUUGGUAGAGCAUGGCGUUUGCAACGCCAGGGUUGUGGGUUCGAUUCCCACGGGGGGCCCGUAUAAACUUUUUUAAAAAGAAAUGUAUGCACUCACUAACUGUAAGUCGUCUGCUAAAUGACUAAAUAAAUGAUGGACUGUAAUUUCUCUUUUCUUAUUUGAGCUGUUCUUGCCAUAAUAUGGUAUUUUACCUUUUACCACCUUUUACCAUCUUCUGUAUACCCCCCCCCCCACCUUGUCACAACACAACUGAUUGGCUCAAACGCAUUAAGAAGGAAAGAAAUUCCACAAAUUAACUUUUAACAAGGCACACCUGUUAAUUGAAAUGCAUUCCAGGUGACUACCUCAUGAAGCUGGUUGAGAGAAUGCCAAGAGUGUGCAAAGCUGUCAUCAAGGCAAAGGGUGGCUAUUUGAAGAAUCUCAAAUAUAAAAUAUAUUUUGAUUUGUUUAACACUUUUUUGGUUACUACAUGAUUCCAUAUGUGUUAUUUCAUAGUUUUGAUGUCUUCACUAUUAUUCUACAAUGUAUUUUUUUGUUGUUGAAAAAAUAAAGAAAAACCCUUGAAUGAGUGUCCAAUCUUUUGACUGGUAGUGUAUAUAUAUCGUAGACUACUAAAUAAAAUGUCCAGUGGCACACUGACUCAGCUAAUGAUGAAGAUGAAGCCAUAGGCUACUCACGGUGAUGCCCGAUGCGCUCGUCGUGGCAAUAGCCUAUCUCAAGAUGAGCUACUUUGAAAAAGAAUGCUGCUGUUAGCUACAAAUUGGGAGUUGUUGUGAAAAAAUGUUUCUAUUGGUUCUACAGACAGAUUAGUAUUUUAUUUUCAGCAGUAGGAAUUUGCUUUCCAAACUGUACAUUUUUCCCGCGAUUGUAUUUUGAAAUCUGCAAAAGGCAAACCGACAACCGCAACCAACCAUAGAAAUAUAAUCCAUAGAUUGCAGUUCCCAUUCAAGUCAGGACUGGCAUCCAUUGCUAGUGUACCCAUGAGUUUAAUAGUCAAAUUGUCUGGAAAAGAGGUUACAAAACCCUUCUGGAUUAUAUGUCUAUGGCCACAAGCAACAACCUGUAGCCUAAAUGUGGCAUGUAUGCUGCCCAAACUGCGGCCUUCCCGACUGUAGACAUAACGGUAACUGCCAAAAUAAAGGAAACACUUGAGUAAGCAAGGUAUACAAAGUACAUGUUAUGUACACUUGUAGAAUCUAUGCCAAGGAGCAUUGAAGCUGUUCUGGCAGCUCUUGGAGGGGCAACACCCUUUUAAGACACUUUAUGUUGAUGCUUCCUUAAUUUUGGCAGAUAACUGUAUGUGCUGUAUUAUUUUAUAUAAACUAUUGAUCUUCUGUGGCUAAAUGAUGCUCUCUGGUGUAUUUUGAACAUUGAGAUCGUGCUCCUGUGGUUGGAUAAAAAAUGAUAAUACCAAAAAUAACAUUUUAUUUUGUAUUUUCUUGGGCCUCUACGGGCUUGGGCCCAGCCCCUUAUUCACACAAUUGACCAGUCACAUUUAUUUAUUAUGCAGUUUAUUUUAAUUAUUUCAUUAAUCAGUUACCCAAUCAAGGCAGGGCCCCCCAGUUACCUCCUCUCCUCCCCCCAUCUGAUGAUUAGCAGAGCGGCAGCAGCAGGCUGUCUGAACUCAUUGAGAGCGGGCUCCUGAGUCCUCCUGUGGUUGGCGGUUGCAGUGAAAAAAAUAUAAAAUAUAUACUACAUAUAUAAUACAGUACAUACUACAUAUCAUAUAUACAGUACAUAUUUCCUUAAUAUAUGUUACAGGAGGGGGUCGCAGUUCCGGAGCAAUCCACUAGGUGUCCUCCUCCGACAACCUUAGACACCUUCUCACUCACAGUCUGGACUAAUCAUGAUCCUAUUGGUGUCACCUGUGUCUACCUGUUCACCUGUGUAUUUAUGCCCUCACUUCCCUGUGUUCCCUUGCUAGUUUAUCUAUGCUCAGCAGUACUAAUCAGUGUCUGAUCUGAGAAGUAUGUACAGGUACUCGAGAAGUGUUCUCCCUGUUUCUUUAUUAUUUCAGUCGUAGUUACUAUUUCGUAUUUUGGGUGUCAGCCUGUUUUUGGAAAAAAUUUUGCUCCACCUUUCUGUUAUCGUGUUAAGUCCGUUGUUUUGUAUCCUGGCUUCGGGACCACCAGUAAAGAUCCUUGUUUCACCAUCUCUGUCUACUGCCUACUGUCUAUCCUGCACCGCACCUGGGUCACACCUCACACCUCACACCAACCCUUACACACAUAUAUACAUAAAUAUAUAUACACACAUACACAUAUAUAUACAUAUAUAUAUAUAUAUAUAUACACAGAUAUAUAUAUACACAUAUAUAUAUAUACACAUACACAUAUAUAUAUAUAUAUAUAUAUAUAUAUAUAUAUAUAUACUACCGUUCAAAAGUUUGGGGUCACUUGUUAUUGAAAGAAAAGCAAUUUUUUUGUCCAUUAAAAUAACAUCAAAUUGAUAAUAAAUACAGUGUAGACAUUGUUAAUGUUGUAAAUUGUGGAGCUGUCUCUAACCAGAAUAGAAAGAGGAGUGGGAGGCCCCGGUACACAACUGAGCAAGGGGACACCGGGGCCUCCCACUCCUCUUUCUAUUCUGGUUAGAGACAGUUUGCGCUGUUCUGUGAAGGGUGUAGUACACAGCGUUGUACGAGAUCGUCAGUUUCUUGGCAAUUUAUCGCACGGAAUAGCCUUCAUUUCUCAGAACAAGAAUAGACUGACGAGUUUCAGAAUAAAGUUAUUUGUUUCUGGCCGUUUUGAGCCUGUAAUCGAACCCACAAUUGCUGAUGCUCCAGAUACUCACCUAGUCUCAAGAAGGCCAGUUUUAUUGCUUCUUUAAUUAGCACAACAGUUUUCAGCUGUGCUAACAUAAUUGCAAAAGGGUUUUCUAAUGAUCAAUUAGCCUUUUAAAAUGAUAAACUUGGAUUAGCAAACACAAAGUGCCAUUGGAACACAGGACUGAUGGUUGCUGAUAAUGGGCCUCUGUACGCCUAUGUAGAUAUUCCAUUAAAAAUCAGCUGUUUCCAGCUACAAUAGCCAUUUACAACAUUUAACAAUGUCUACACUGUAUUUCUGAUCAAUUUGAUGUUAUUUUAAUGGACAAAAAAAAUGCAUUUCUUUCGAAAACAAGGACAUUUCUAAGUGACCCCAAACUUUUGAACGGUAGUGUGUGUAUAUAUAUAAAUUGCUGCCUCUUGAGCCCCCCACGGGCCUGGGCCCAGGGGCUUCAGCUCCGGUAAGCCCCUGCAUUAUUCCAGCCCUGGGUCUCCAUAGAUUGAACCAUUAUACAGUAUGUGGUGUUGUUGUUCCUCAGGAAAGGAGACAAGCUCCUGAUGAUAAAUGGAGUGAACCUACAAGACCUAUCCCCAAAGGCCUUCGUCAAGAUUCUGACAGAAGGAAACCCAAUGUUGGUGAGUGAAUGAGUGAUAUAGUUGGAGGAAAGUUCUUAUAUUAAUUCACUCACUAUUCAUGGGUUGCAUGUUUCAUCACAAUAAUUGUUUUGAACGUUGGUUUUGGACUGAUGCCCAACUGAGUGUUCUACUCAACAUAUCGUCAAUGAGCGCCGAUGAAGAUGUAAUCAAACGUCCAUUACAGUGGCUUAGAAAUACAAUGCCAUUCAAAAGGAUGCAAAUAAUUAGUAGCAAAACCUUUUGUCAUCAUUUUGAUGUCGCCAGAUUGUCUUUAGAUGCAGUAUAACUUUAGCUAGUUAGUUAAGAUUGAGGGGAGGACACCGGGUUUGCGCUAGCUACCGUUAGCAUGGCUAGCUAUUUUUCACAAACUUUGCUAGCUAAUGACAACAUUGCCAUCUCUCUAAAAUACAUUUGACAACAUGAUAAGCUGGAAAAAUUGUUUCCUACUAAACAUUUGACUACUUUAGCUUUGUCAUCUUAUUUCCAGGCACUAUAGUGUAGUUUAGACUAAACAGCCGUUAGCUUCCGUCCAGAAUGACUGGGUUUAUCAGGACUUUAAAUUAGGGCACCACCGUUACGCUGCCAGGCCUGGUAAAAAUCUAGACUACUCAAAACCCGCCCACAAGGCCUGAAAACUAGCCCAAUUUUUUUUUUCUCGCAGCAAGAAAGGAGUUGCCACAUUUAGCCAAUAAACCAUUUUUCAACAAUGCUAUCGAGCGAUUUUAAGAAGGAAUAUCGACUUCACUUCUAAAGACCUAAGAAUCAAAAUUCGGUUUUCCUUCAACUAAUGUGACAAGUUAAGGAAUUUUAAAUUGUCACGAGAAAAUAUAAUUUGCCCUUAUUAAACUUCAAAAAACGAAUGUUAGGCUAUUUUCUGGCAAUUGUGCCGUUAUUAUGUGCCAGAUGUUAAGACUACAAACCGUUAUAAAUGCCCUAUUUGCCAGAUUGACUUGUCAUUUCAAUAGGCGUAGGCUAGGCCUACUGACUAAAAUCCAAGUUUAUGUUUGUAAUUAAACUUUGCCAUGGUUUGGUUAGCUAGAUGCAGGCAGCCUAUAGCCCCUGAUAGGCCUACAUCUAAUUUCAGAUAGCCUACAGUAGCCUAGGCAAGAUGUAGGUGAGAUGUAAGAUGAACGAUUUAGCAGCUUGCUUAGUUCAAAUUGAUGGACUAAUUCAUUCAAUACGAAUAGCGAGGCGAUUUCAAGGUAAGAAGUCCUUCCAUUGUCGAAUUGCCUGCUGGAUGGGAUCGUAAUUUCAAUCACUGAAUCAAAUAUUAAUAAUAUGGAUAUGAACUGAAUAGGUCUAUGCUUGUCAACAACAGCCAGUGUUCUUUAUUUUUUAUUUUUUUACUUGUAGCCUAAUCUGACUGACUGUUACCUUCAAUCUAAUUCAUUCUAUUAAACAGCUGAUUGGCAAUUGAGAUAGCGCUGUGACCAUGAUCACAAUUGAUAACUUCCAAUUUCAUUAACUAAACAUGGCCAUUAAUAAUUGCAUAAUAACAUAAGGCUACAACAACAAUAAACUGAAGUUAUAAUGUAGCCUAUUUAUUAAAUUCAGUGGUGUAAAGUACUUAAGGAAAAAUACUUUAAAGUACUAUUUAAGUCGUUUUUUGGGGGGUAUCUGUACUUUACUAUUUAUAUUUUUGACUACUUUUGCUUUUACUUCACUACAUUCCAAAAAGAAGUAUGUACUUUUUAAUCCAUACAUUUUCCCUGACACCCAAAAGUACUGGUUACAUUGUGAAUGCUUAGCAGGACAGGAAAAUAGUCAAAUUCACGCACUAAUCAAUAGAACAUCCCUGGUCAUCCCUACUGCCUCUGAUCUGGUGGACACACUAAACACACACGCUUCGUUUGUAAAUUAUGUCUGAGUAUUGGAGAUAGCCCCUGGCUAUCCAUAAAUUUAAAAAACAAGAAUAUGGUGCUGUCUGAUUUGCUUAAUAUAAGGAAUUUGAAAUGAUAUAUACUUUUACUUUUGAUACUUAAAUAUAUUUUAGCAAUUAUGUUUACUUUUGAUACAUAAGUAUAUUUAAAAUCAAAUAAUUGUAGAUUUUUACUCAAGUAGUAUUUGACUGGGUGACUUUCACUUUUACUUGAGUCAUUUUCUAUUAAGUUAUCUUUACUUUUACUCAAGUAUGACAAUUGGGUAGCCUACUUUUCUCACCACUGAUUAAAUCUGUUUGACAUCGCCAGGUAGUCAACAUCGUUUUCAAUGUAGCCCAAUUUAGAAGGAAAAUUGCAGACAUGGCAACCCUGCCACUGGUAGAGGGCGGCUUGAGAACUUUCAUAACAAUGGCUUGAGGUGACCAAGUGAUAUUUACCAGAAAUGACCAACAAUUGUUUUGUUUUGAAUUACUGUUUUAACCCAUCAAUCUCAAUAUUAGUCAGAGAGAGCGAGAGAGACAGACAGGGGAAUGUGGAGAGAGAGAGAAGGGGGAGAGAUGGAGCGAAAGGGGGAGAGCUAGAGGGAGAGAAGGAGAGAGAGAGGGGAGAGACAGAGAGAGAGACAGCGAUGAUACCAUUGUUUAUGGUAUACAGUUUUCUUCAACUCUCCAGGAAGAAAGAGGAAGGACAUCAGUGUUGACGUUAUUCAGAUAGUGUUGUCUGUUAUCUUCCCAUCUCUCUAGACUGUCCACCAAGCCAGCAGGGCUCCUCACCCAGAGAGAUGCCCAGAGGAGGGGCCCGGUGCUGGGGCUGGGGCCGGGGCUCUCCACCCGGUCUCCAAGGAGAGCACCAUGCUCAGCUUCAGCCUGGAGAUGGGACGAGAGGAUGACCUGGGUGAUCUGGAGAGGUGGGCUGAAUCAAUCAAAAAAUCAAUGAGUCAUCCUAUCAAUCAGUCAAUAAAUCAGCCAUAUCGGGUGAACCGUUUAGAAAUUACAGCACUUUUUGUACAUAGUCCCCCCAUUUUAGGGGACCAAAAGUAUUCACUUAUACAGAAUGUGUAUUAAAGUAGUAAAAAGUUAAGUAUUUGGUCCCAUAUUCAUAGCACGCAAUGACUACAUCAAGCUUGUGACUCUACAAAUUUGUUGGAUGCAUUUUCUGUUUGUUUUGGUUGGUUUUAGAUUAUUUUGUGCCCAAUAGAAAUGAAUGGUAAAUAAUACAUUACUUUUGUGUGCUGUAAUUUUUAAAAUGUUCACCCAAUAUGGACGGAAAUACCCUCAAAUUAAAGCUGACAGUCUGCACUUUAACCUCAUAGUCAUUGUAUAAUUUCAAAUGCAAAGUGCUGGAGUACAGAGCCAAAACAAAGGUCACAGUCCCAAUAUUUUGGAGCUCACUGUACAUUCCUGGAACGUGUGUUGACACAGUGGCAUAUUAUAUUUUGUGUAUAAUGUAUUUUCAUGUUUCCCAAACUCGGUCCUGGGGCCCCCCCUGGGUGCAUGUUUUGGUUUUUGCCCUAGCACUACACAACUGAUUCAAAUAACCAACUCAUCAUCAAGCUUUUAUUUUUUGAAUCAACUUUGUAGUGCUAAGGCAAAAACCAAAACGUUCACCCAAUGGGGGGCACCAGGACCGAGUUUGGGAAACCCUGUUUUAAUGGAUCACUGGCCUCACACAAAGAAUCUCCAUUAAAAUGUAUAAUAACGUCAUGUUGUAUCGUCCCUGGAAAAAGUGACUCAUGUCGCCCCAUGGAAGACCUCCCAGAAGAGGAAGUCAACGAAGUCGAUGGUGAGGUUGACGAUCUGUUCCUGGUGGCUAUGACGAACACCAGAAUCUCCGUGGUGAGGGGGCGUGGCUGCAGCGCCGGGAGCUCUUGUCACAACUGCGGCAAGUCGGAUUGUAACUUCAACGAGGUUGUCAUGGUCGCAGAGUCCAGCAAAGUCACACUGGGUAAGACUGAUUAUUAUUAUUAUUUAUUUUUUAGCACUGGGGGCAGUUCCCACCCCACUUGUAUUUUUGACAUGCUUUUAAUUGAUAGCACAGUGAGUAGAGGGGACAGGAAAGACAGGAGAAGAUUGUGUCAAAUAGGUAGUGGGACGGUUUCAUACCCAGGCAGACAUGAUACAUGUGCACUGGGGAGUAGCAGCAUAUAACCACUAGCUAGACCACAGCAGGCAACCCUUUAUUUUCAUUUAACCAGGGUGUCCCAGGGUAUGUUCUGGUGCUUACUUCAAAGCAUUUAACACACCUGGUUGGUAACCUAGGUAUUCCUUGUAGUAAUAGUGUCAGUAUUGCCAACCCAGCAGUGCUUCUGUAGCCAUGUUGCUCUACUGUUCUAACUGGUUUGUGCCUGGUAUUUAAGAAGACAUUGUAUGGUGACAAUAGAUACUUUCUGGUACUACUUACUCAACUCUACCUGAUUCCAAAUUGUGGGCAAUAGCUGUGCUUGCAGAAACAAUCAUAUUUUAAUUUUCAUAUUUUAUUACUGUAUAAUUACAAUUUAUUCAACUUUUAACUGGUUCCAAAUCGUGGCUAGUGGUGCUUAUAGACAUUUUCAUAUUUUAUUACUGUUAAAUUACCAUUUCAUUACAUAAUUUCUGAGUAAAUACAGGUUAAUUUGUGUACUGUAAAAUACACUUCCCUCAUAAUAUCUCCCAUGACCUUUCUCAGACAGAGAAGUGAAACCCUGGUCAUGAAUACCAUAUCGCAGUCACCAUGUCCACAUAGUUAUAAACUAGACUUGAUCCUUUCCACAUCUCCUCCACACAGUUAUAAACUAGACUUGAUCCUUUCCACAUCUCCUCCACAUAGUUAUAAACUAGACUUGAUCCUUUCCACAUCUCCUCCACAUAGUUAGAAACUAGACUUGAUCCUUUCCACAUCUCCUCCACACAGUUAUAAACUAGACUUGAUCCUUUCCACAUCUCCUCCACACAGUUAUAAAUUAGACUUGAUCCUUUCCACAUCUCGUCCACAUAGUUAUAAACUAGACUUGAUCCUUUCCACAUCUCCUCCACAUAGUUAUAAACUAGACUUGAUCCUUUCCACAUCUCCUCCACAUAGUUAUAAACUAGACUUGAUCCUUUCCACAUCUCCUCCACACAGUUAUAAACUAGACUUGAUCCUUUCCACAUCUCGUCCACACAGUUAUAAACUAGACUUGAUCCUUUCCACAUCUCGUCCACAUAGUUAUAAACUAGACUUGAUCCUUUCCACAUCUCCUCCACAUAGUUAUAAACUAGACUUGAUCCUUUCCACAUCUCCUCCACACAGUUAUAAACUAGACUUGAUCCUUUCCACAUCUCCUCCACACAGUUAUAAACUAGACUUGAUCCUUUCCACAUCUCGUCCACACAGUUAUAAACUAGACUUGAUCCUUUCCACAUCUCGUCCACACAGUUAUAAACUAGACUUGAUCCUUUCCACAUCUCGUCCACACAGUUAUAAACUAGACUUGAUCCUUUCCACAUCUUGUCCACAUAGUUAUAAACUAGACUUGAUCCUUUCCACAUCUCUUCACCAAUGCACCAGUGUCUCUGGCAUGGGUCCCAAACAAUGACAUCAUCCAAACGAAGAGCUUGUUGAGGUUUCCUCAUCAUCUUCAUUGUAUUUUUUUAUGACCAUUUUGUCUUUUUGUUUCUUUCUUUCUCUAUGUGUUCAGUGUCACGAGGAAUGGGCAACUUGGAAAACGUAAAACAGUUGGACAACAUCUUUAUUGAAAACUAUUUCUAUAACACAUACCUUCGGUGUAAACCUACACGUAGGAUGCAGAUUAUUCCUAGUUUGUCAACAACUCCAGGUUUGUUAUAGAAUAAUAUUUUUGUAUUAUGCCGUCAAUUUUCUUAUUAUUUUAUCAUUAUAAAAUAUAUAACUGUGUUUAAUAAACGCUGCAAUGGCGAUUAUGUGCACAAAUAUUAACUUGAUGAUCACGGACAGUCUAAACUGUAUAGUGUUAGAAUGAAGAAUAUAGACUACAGACUGCCAACGCUAACUUUAUCCCAAUGUUUGUGUUGCUAUGAUAAUAACUGAUUAUUGAUUUGUUUAUUUAUUUAUUUAUUUCAGAGAAGAUCACCAUCUAUCAUUACAAGUCUGACUGUGUGGACGGAGAGUUUCGGGGGGUCCCUGUGGUCCUCAACUUCACCAGCUCUAACUGUUUCCUGAAGUGUGUUAAGGACGGAGAGAGAGUCUCUCUCAGUGUUGAGGUGAGCGCAUACCCUUCAGGCCCUCUAAUAGACAUUGGGGUUAGGUGUUUCAAGGCCUUCUAACAGACAUUGGGGUUAGGUGUUUCAAGGCCUUCUAACAGACAUUGGGGUUAGGUGUUUCAAGGCCUUCUAACAGACAUUGGGGUUAGGUGUUUCAAGGCCUUCUAACAGACAUUGGGGUUAGGUGUUUCAUGGCCUUCUAACAGACAUUGGGGUUAGGUGUUUCAAGGCCUUCUAACAGACAUCGGGGUUAGGUGUUUCAAGGCCCUCUAACAGACAUUGGGGUUAGGUGUUUCAAGGCCCUCUAACAGACAUUGGGGUUAGGUGUUUCAAGGCCCUCUAAUAGACAUCGGGGGUUAGGUGUUUCAAGGCUUUCUAACAGACAUUAGGGUUAGGUGUUUCAAGGCCCUCUAAUAGACAUCGGGGUUAGGUGUUUCAAGGCCCUCUAACAGACAUUGGGGUUAGGUGUUUCAAGGCCCUCUAAUAGACAUUGGGGUUAGGUGUUUCAAGGCCCUCUAAUACACAUUGGGGUUAGGUGUUUCAAGGCCCUCUAAUACACAUUGGGGUUAGGUGUUUCAAGGCCCUCUAAUACACACUGGGGUUAGGUGUUUCAAGGCCCUCUAAUACACAUUGGGGUUAGGUGUUUCUAGGCCCUCUAAUACACAUUGGGGUUAGGUGUUUUUAGGCCCUCUAUUACACAUUGGGGUUAGGUGUUUUUAGGCCCUCUAUUACACAUUGGGGUUAGGUGUUUCAAGGCCCUCUAAUACACAUUGGGGUUAGGUGUUUCAAGGCCCUCUAAUACACAUUGGGUUUAGGUGUUUCUAGGCCCUCUAUUACACAUUGGGGUUAGGUGUUUCAAGGCCCUCUAAUAGACAUUGGGGUUAGGUGUUUCAAGGCCCUCUAAUGGACAUCGGGGUUAGGUGUUAAGGCCCUCUAAUGGACAUCGGGGUUAGGUGUUUCAAGGCCCUCUAAUGGACAUCGGGGUUAGGUGUUUCAAAGCCCUCUAAUAGACAUUGGGGUUAGGUGUUUCAAGGCCCUCUAAUAGACAUUGGGGGUUAGGUGUUUCAAGGCCCUCUAAUACACAUUGGGGUUAGGUGUUUCAAGGCCCUCUAAUACACAUUGGGGUUAGGUGUUUCAAGGCCCUCUAAUGGACAUCGGGGUUAGGUGUUUCAAGGCCCUCUAAUGGACAUCGGGGUUAGGUGUUUCAAGGCCCUCUAAUGGACAUCGGGGUUAGGUGUUUGAAGGCCCUCUAAUACACAUUGGGGUUAGGUGUUUCAAGGCCCUCUAAUGGACAUCGGGGGUUAGGUGUUUCAAGGCCCUCUAAUGCACAUUGGGGUUAGGUGUAUCAAGGCCCUCUAAUGGACAUCGGGGUUAGGUGUUUGAAGGCCCUCUAAUACACAUUGGGGUUAGGUGUUUCAAGGCCCUCUAAUGGACAUCGGGGGUUAGGUGUUUCAAGGCCCUCUAAUGCACAUUGGGGUUAGGUGUAUCAAGGCCCUCUAAUGGACAUCGGGGGUUAGAUGUUUCAAGCGAGCUGUAGUCCUCUGGCUCCUUAUCGUAACGGUACAAGGGACCCAGAGGGUUACUCCCUACAUCGUCAUAAGGGUCAUUUUUACCAGCAUUUUCACAAUCAGUAGUGACAUCAUCUUACCUGCCUUCUGUACCGCCAGGCACUAGGCAGCUCAGACAUGGGGUCAUAACCCAUAUGACACGUACGGAGUACAAUAGCACAACUACAGUCAGUUUUAAGGCAUUCACCUACAGUGAGUCAUUCCAGGACCAGAUUGGGUCCCACAUAUUGCCGUUUACCAGAGAGGUCACAAUCUGUUCACCAAUCACCCCUUCACUGGUAAAGGAACCAAUUGCAGCGUUCACCUUGACAUUUACCGAGGAAUGUAUAAUGGAGAUAGCCUUCAUCUGGGUGCUAUGGGCACGGCAGACUCAGUCAAUUCGUGCAACUCAACAAGUUCUUUAAGGAUAGUGGAAAUGUACAGAACAGGUAUGUUUGAGGUUAGUGACUGGGUAUGUUUAGAUGUUCUAGGGAACAACGCGGUGUCAUCGGAAAAUAUAUGAUUCUUAACAUCAACACAGUAAUCGUUAGGGACUUUACAUGUCCGCGCUGUGUUUGUUAACAGCUGGGUAGGGGCUCUCCCAUGUCCAGGAUGCAGCUGAGAUUAGUUCCUUCAUGGGAAACAGCUGGUGGCUUGAAAUGGAACAGUAGAUGUUAGACAGGGUGGUAUAGCAUCUGGUCAUGAGUACCGUUUCUAAAAGGUACAGGAGUGAUUAGAGUCAAGCCCUCAACUUGCAUUGUCCUUACCCAUGACCAUUUCCCAGGCAGUCUAUCUCCAAUAGGAACUUCUACCAUACUUGCAAGACAGUGGAGGCUGCUGAGGGAAGAACGGCUCAUAAUAAUGGCUGGAACGGUCCAAAUGGAAUGGCAUCAAACACUUGGAAACCGUGUGUUUGAUGUAUUUGAUACCAUUCCACUGAUUCCGCUCCAGUCAUUACCACAAGCCCGUUCUCCCCAAUUAAGGUGUGUUGCAAGAAUAAAAUGGGGCCAGGAGCCCUCAACUUUGGGUGGUGCCAGUAAUGACAUGGGAAUUUAACCGAAUGGAGGUGGAGCGCGUCAGCAUUCAGGGCUAGAACCACACAGUUUAUAAUUGGCCUUGUCCGUGUCAUACGUGGUAACAGACCACGAUCACAUGCAGCGUCGACGUUAUCUAUUUACCAUCAAGUAAAGGGUAAAAGUCCACGAUGCUCCUGGCCCUUCUGAUGGGCAUCCUCCUGCUCCAGAACCUCCACCUCCUAGUGGGAGGAAACAAAAACGCCAUCACAGGCGUAGAGGAAAGACAGAGGGGUGAUGUGCUAGCAACCUCUCCCCCUCCGCAUCCUGCACCACUGAAUCUAGAGGGGAGACCCCUACUGAAGAAACCGAAACUCUUGAAUCUAAGGAAUGUCCCCUUAGAGAAGACAGAAGAAGAAGAAGAAGAAGAAGAAGAAGAAGAAGAAGAAGAAGAAGAAGAAGAAGAAGACGUCGACGGGAAGCAAACUCACCAUGCUCUUCACAGGUUGUGUGGAUUGA